This is a messenger RNA of Cylicocyclus nassatus, 1383 nucleotides long. Lineage: Eukaryota; Metazoa; Nematoda; Chromadorea; Rhabditida; Strongylidae. The record is from the annotation of a GenBank genome assembly.
AUGCGUCGUCUAUUCAUCAGCUUCUGCCUCGCAGCAUUCGCAGUAGCGGAUUCGAAAUCUGGCGAUGAGACGCCUCAGCAUUGGCGGGCGAUCCUCGGCGACAUCUGCCAGCUGCCCUCGUUCCCCCGGGCCACUGGCGACCCCCAUCGCUACGUUGAAUGCGUUCGACAAAGCUCCUACGCCGCUGACAGGAAAGAUCUCGGAAUUUGGCUUCUCCGCGAGUGUCUUCCUGGCUACGAAUUUGUGGCCUCCGCGCGUCGUUGCAAGACCAUCCGUUCUGUAAAGCGACAGCAGGAAAUGUGCGAGUCGAACAAUGCCACCCAGUAUCAGUUUUGCCCCGAGAAAUCUUCUACCGAGUAUGUUGUCGAGGAAAUCCGUGAAGCUCCACGUCAGUGCUCGUGCCCUAACGGCGAACAGAACUGCGUAUGCCCAAGUCCGGAAAUUCUAGAACCAGUUAGCGUACCAAUCAACUCAGAAAAGGCUCGACGUUCACCACAGCAGCAACCGCUCCAGUUCUCUCAGUACCAGUCUUGCCCAUGCCCAGUUGCUCAGCCUGCUUGCUUGUGCGUUUCAUCGAAUGGAGGCCAACCUGCCCUCAUGUCCAUCAGUUGCUGUCCCCAAACGCAGUCCACGCCAUGCGUAUGUCAGCCACAACAAGUUCAAGCUCAACCUCAACCUCAACCACAACCACAACCACUACCACAACCACAACCUCAACCUCAGUAUCAACCACAACCUCAAUAUCAACCUCAAGAUCAGAACUGCCAAACCACAACCACUCAGCAGCAGUACUGCCCUCAGCAAGUUCCCCAGCAAGAAGCUGCCAUCAUCCAACCACAGCCCUGCCCACUUGUACAAGGCGGUGGAGUACAAAAUGCCCAGUAUCAAGGAAUUUGCUCUUGGAUGAUCGAUCCUCUAGCAGUCGACCCCGAAUCCCGCAGCCACUACCUUCAGUGCCAGCCCGCUCCCAAUAACUUGUUCUGUGGCCGAUGGCAACGAAUGCCUUGUGCUCCGGCCACCGUUUUCGACGUUCAAGCGCAGGUUUGCGUUUGGGACACGACGGCCACUCCACAAGCAGUCCCUCAGCCGAUGCCCCAGCCUCAGCCGUUGCCACAGCCCAUGCCCCAGCCUAUGCCCCAGCCAAUGCCCCAGCCAAUGCCCCAACCAAUGCCCCAGCCCAUGCCCCAGCCUAUGCCCCAACCAAUGCCUCAGCCUCUGCCUCAGACUCCUAUGGCUCCUUGUUCCUGCGUGGGCGGUGUUCAAAUCGGCUCAUGCAACCAAAACUACCAAUGCCCUGGACAAUCCGUGUGCCAGGUGGGACAGCAGGCAGGACAACAGUGCAUGGUAUGCUGCUACUUCCGUAGAAAGGUGCGCCGCUCCUAA